AUGGAUCGGUUAUUCACGCGUUCAUCAUCACCUCGUCAAAUAAUCCUGUCUUUCUAUCGUUAUUUAUCAUCGUUUAAACCAUUUUCACCUGUUCCAAUGGAAGCACGAAUUGUAAGUAAAACUGUACAACGAACAUCAAACGACGAUAGUUUUGAUUGGUUAGAACCUGAUGAAAAAUUUCCAUUACCUGGAAAAAUUAGAGCAGUACAAACACAAGUACCACCUGUAUCUGAACUCAAUGCCAAUAAAUAUGGUGAUGAUGGUAAAAUAUUGUUAGAUGAAGUGAUAACCUUAACUGUGCCAUAUGAUCUUCAGACAAAUGCAUUAACUCAAAUAAUGGCAACACAUUUAGAACUCACUUCACCAACAUCAAUCGAUACUGCAUUUCCCAAACUACUUUUACACGAUAAUGAUAAACUAGAAGUGAAAGCGUUUGAAUGUCCAAUAUUACUUAGACAACAAUUGAAACAAUUAUUUUUAAAUUAUAAUGUCAUUCAACAACCAUUAACAGCAAUAACCCUAUGUAUGAAGACAAAUAAUGAUAUGUCACAAUGGUCAAAUAAAAUUGAAACAGAGCGAAAUGAAAUGAUUGAUGAAUUUAUCAAGUUGGCAAGUGAAAUAUGUUCAUAUCUAAUUCAAAAACAAUAUUGGGCCGAUUUUAUUGAUCCAACAUCAGGCACACCCUUUUAUGGUCCUCAUACACAAGAUACAUUGUUUGAAACGGAUGAACGUUUCAGGUAUUUUGGUUUGAAUAUAGUUGAUUUAGGAUGUUGUCGUGUAAUUGAACAUAUUCAACAUGGUACACACAUAUUUGUUGGCUGUUUAUUUACGUCUGCAUACAAAACAGAUGAAAAUGUUGUACAUUUAUUGAAAGAUUUUAUUAUCAAGAAGGAACCGGUAAGAAACAAUAUUAAAGAAGAACAAGAACCACUGAAAACAAUGAAAACACAAGAAAAUGCUGACAAAGAUGAGGCAACAUCCACAUCCACGUCAGUCGGAACAAAGACAACAACACCAGUUAAAGAUAAAAAAAAUUUAGAACUUGAAGCUCCUACUGUAUAUUAA
This is a messenger RNA of Didymodactylos carnosus, 1065 nucleotides long. The record is from the annotation of a GenBank genome assembly. Lineage: Eukaryota; Metazoa; Rotifera; Eurotatoria; Philodinida; Philodinidae.